This is a messenger RNA of Xyrichtys novacula (pearly razorfish), 2996 nucleotides long. The record is from the annotation of a GenBank genome assembly. NCBI's taxonomy places the organism in Eukaryota, Metazoa, Chordata, Actinopteri, Labriformes, Labridae.
GGGCCACCGUAUUCCGCCCAGGGGAAACUACUUUCACUUUAGUUGGCGGUAGAACCAAAUCAACGGCAGGUGAAAUGUCUCUCUGUGCAUUUAUAAUGAUCCUCUUUUCACCGGGGAUUUUUCAAGAAGGUAAGAAACACGUUGGAUAACUCUUAAAUCUGUGUAUUUAAGUUUGUUUGAGCCGGACGAAGCUGCGCGUUUACGCUUUUAAAGUCGCGUUUUUACGCAUUUCGGUUUUGGCGGUUUUUUCCCCCUAACAUGUUUCCCUAAAAUUCCCAUUAUAUAUGUAAACUGUGUUCCACUGAAAAUAACAUGUUAGCAUAUUCACUCAUGUGCUUCCACAUUAUAACUCGUCGACAGCGGUGAUAUUACAGUUUAUUUCUGCCAUCUGUGCGUAAAAAAGCCUGACAUGCUUUUCCUGCUGAGGAAAUCAAAUCACUGCAACGCUCUGCUACGUAUUCAGGAAUAACCAAUUUGAGUACGUUUUUCAUGAUAAAUUUACCCAGAAAUAAUGAAGUUUGAGAUUAUUUUCAUAUUGAAAUAAACUUUCUGUCUUUCUUCCAGGAUCAGCAGUUCUCGUUCAGACCCAGGAAACAGUGAUGGCAACAGCAGGUGAGGAGGUCUGUUUAAGAUGUCAGCUGAUGGAAUCUAAAGAAGUCCAUCAAGUUACCUGGCAGAAGAGUGUACCUGGUGGAGAGAAGAACAUGGCCACCUACAGCAGAUUCUCUGGUGAAAGAGUGAAUCCUGAUUUUCAAGGUAAAGUGGAGUUCAGAAAAGCUGGACUGCUAAACAGCUCCAUAGUGAUCAAGGAGGUGACAGAGCAGGAUGAAGGAUGCUACCGCUGCUUGUUUAACACUUGGCCUCAUGGUGCUCUCCCCUGUUCCACCUGCCUCAAACUCUAUGGUAAGUACUGUCUCUAUUUAACCAUCCCUUAAGUUGCUUUUAUCAUUUCAAUCCUAAAUAUCUUGUAUUUUCAGAGCUGCAUGGACCUGUUCUUCAGGUCAGAGAAUCAAACUUCUCUGAGGAGGUGAACGUGUCCUGCUGGGCUUCAGCUCGACCCGCUCCCACUGUCACACUAAGAGUCCAACAUCAGGAACUGAACUCCUUCAAACACACCGACAACAAUGAAAAUGGUACAGUCACUGUCAGAGCUACAGCUGUGCUGCAGCGUCGCUUUGAAAACAGCACAGAGGUCGAAUGUGUCGUUCAAGUUCCCUCUGUUCCCCCGAGAUCGGUGUCUGACAUGAUUCCUGAGUUUAAACCACCGUCUGCUGACAGUAAGAAACAUAGUCUCAUAAAUAUAACUUUGUCUUCAUAUGAACUGCUUUUACAUUUUUGAAGUUUCUGCUUUUUUCCCAGAACUUAAAGAGGACAAGACUUUUGCUGGCAUCAUUGUACCUGCUGUGAUAGUGGCAGGAGUACUUGUGGUCUUUGUUUGUCUUGCUGCAGUGUACAUUCGGAGAAAAUACAAGAACAGGUACAGAUUUUACAUCACGCUCACAAGAAACAUUCAAAUACCACAUUCAGAUACCGGUCACUAGGGGGGUUUCUACAUGUUUAGGCCUCAUUGUUCUGCUCAUGAUUUUAUACAGUCUAUUAUAUGAGUGCGGUGACUUGUUUGCAAACUGACACCAUAUUUAAGGUUCUACAUUUUAAGUACUUCUGAUACAAGUGGCUUUUUCAGGACAAGUUAAUAUGUUUUGAUGAUCGACUUUUCUUAAAUUCUUCAGUUUGCCAAAGGAGGACCCGGAGGAGAUCAAAACACCACUGAAACUCCAAGAAGACCAUCAUGGGUAAGACAAUUGAUGUGAUACUUUGACAUGGUAAAGUUUUCAGGCAUGUUCAUGAAUUAAAUCAGAUGUUUUGUUUAAAAAAAACACGAACAGGUACAGAUUUUAUAUCAAGCUCACAAAAAACAUUCCGAUUCAGAGAACAUUCUGCUCAUGACUUUAUACAGUCUAUCAUAUGAGUGUGAUGACUUGUUUGCAAACUGUUCCACAUUUAAUGUUCUACAUUUUAAGUACUUCUGAUGCUAGUGGCUUUAUCGGGACAAUUUAGUAUGUUUUAAUGAUUGACUUUUCUUAAAUUCUUUAGUUUGCCAAAGAAGGACCCAGGGGAGAACCAAACGCCAACUAAACCCACUGGAGUCCAUCAUAAGUAAGACAAUUGAUGUGAUACUUUGACAUAGUAAAGUUUUUCAGUCAUGUUCAGGAGUUAACUCAGAUGUUUUGUUUUUAUUUAAGGACUCAAACUCCAGGGUCAAGCGCUCGCAGGCGAUUGUCUGCUUGGAACCCCAACCGCCCCAGUCUACCAUCUUCUGAAGAGAUCAGUGAACAGAAAACUUUACUGUUUAAUAGCACAGAAUAACACUAUGAGGAAAAUGAAGAACUGUGACCUGAACCUGACUGUGAAAUUAUGUCAGAUGUAAGAAGACACGUCUGUUCUGGUCAUGAGCAGUUCUUCCAGAAAAGUUUGACUUUUGCAUGAAUCACAAAUUUGGAAAAGCACUGUAUCAAUAACAUGUGAUAGAGGGGGAACAAAAAACUCAAUCAGCAAGCUAAAAUAUAGCCUGGCUGGGCCAUCCUGUUGCGUGAAUGGCAAGUGAUUCACGCAACAGGAUGGCCCAGCCAGGCUAGCUAAAAUACUGAUCAAAGAGAGACAACCUAAAAGGAAAAAAACACUACCUUUAAUUUUUUUUACCUCAAAUGUGCCAAUUUCUAUUAGUUUCUUUAAAAUUAUUUGCAGUAUAAUAAUAAAUUAUUUGAAAUGUGAAAAACAAAGCGAUCAAAGAACAUGAUUGAUUGUCGAGGUUUUUACUUGAUGUUUGGAGCGGUUUUGUGAUUUGGGUAAACUUUAGACUGUAUUGCAAUGUCUGCUCACUCUUACCUUUAAACUUGAAUUUCCGUGUUUUAAAGUUGUUUUUCUCUCUCUUUGCUGCUUUUAUAUUUGCCUCACUGUAUAUUUUACUAUAAAUAAUCCAUCAAAUGAAUGUAAAC